AUGUCUCCUCAAUCUUCUAUGAUUUUCAAUUCUAUCUCUUCUCAAACUUCAUUUUCUGACGAAAUCGCAGAAAAAUUACCAAAUACAACAAAAUUUGCUUCAUCAGAUAUGCCUACACAAUUAAUUAAACCACCAUUUCCACCAAUGAUCAAAGUUUCUGAUAUAAUCUCCAAAAGGGAUCCAACUCAAAUAAAUUUAAAAGGACCGAAUGCUUUCUUAAUUUAUCGCAAGGCAUUUUUGGAUCAUUUAUCAAAUUUAAUGCAUUUAACUUCCAUUAAUGAUUCUUCUCCAUCAUCUUUAAUUGAUAACGAAAGCAAACAAAAAG
Molecule: messenger RNA, 325 nt
Organism: Dentiscutata heterogama
Lineage: Eukaryota; Fungi; Glomeromycota; Glomeromycetes; Diversisporales; Gigasporaceae
Source: the annotation of a GenBank genome assembly